Molecule: messenger RNA, 1798 nt
Organism: Ectocarpus sp. CCAP 1310/34
Lineage: Eukaryota; Phaeophyceae; Ectocarpales; Ectocarpaceae
Source: the annotation of a GenBank genome assembly
UUUCAAGAGUAGGAAAGUAGCGCAACGGCGGUCGACGUGGAGGCAGUAGUGGCCGAAAACUUACGCUUGAGGCAACGGAUCGAAGAACUCCGGGAAAUCGUCCACGGCGAGCCACCGCCACCACCACCAGCAGCAGGAGCACGAGGAGCACGAGGAGCACGAGGCCGCGAAGGACGGGGGGCGGGCGGGGGAAGGGCUGGUUCCGCCUCGGCGGCGGCGUCAGAGCGAGCGGCGGCGGCGGCUGGACCGGGACUUGUAGAGGCGGCCGCCUGCGACGCGAUCCUGAGGGGACAGGUGGCGCAGCUGAGGCGGCAGGUCAGGCUGCAGUGGUGCGCCGUGGACACUAGUUCAGCGGUGACGCAAGAGGUUAAGGCGGUGCUGGGCCACCUAGAAGACACCCUCCUCGAGCUGGCCUCGUUGGGACAAGAUGGCUCGUCGAGUAGUGCUCCCCGAUCCCCCGGCGGCGUUUCCUCCGACAACGCAGUGGAAACCCGAAAGGUCCCGGCGGCGGCGGCGGCGGCGGCGGCGGCGGCGGGACCGGGGCUUGUUUUUAUCCCGGGGCGGCGGCGGGAGGGGUCUUCGGAGAUGCGGCGCUGCCCGCUUGGCGGCAGGUCCUCGACCGCGUGAAGGAUCUCUCGAGGCGGUUACGAUGGGCGGAGCAGGCGGCGCAGAAGGCGGCGGACGGAAGGAUCCACGUGGGCCAGAGUACCGGAAUGUUCCUCAGUAGUCCCCACCCCGCGCGCGGCGGCGGUGGCAGCCAGCGGCGGCCGCGAGAUAUCCGCCUCCGCGCCCUCGAUCCAGACCACUUUACGUGUCCCCCGCCGGCGCACGGAGAGUCGCACCACCGGCGAGCGGAGGCAUCCCCGGCCGAAGGACACGCUUCCGUGCUAUUAGCGGAUGACGGAGGAGGAGGAGGAGGAGGAGGAGGAAGGGAAGGAGGGGGGUCUUCUCCGUAUUCUUCCGCAGCGUUGUCACUGUCUGCCGGGCGGGCGCGCGUGCCGCCGGGCCAGGGCCGCGGAAGCCGCGGCGGCAGCGGCGGCGGAGGCGGCAGCAGCGGCAGCAUCGGUGGCGUCCGAUGAGGGGAGCGCGGUACCCGAGAUCCGCGGGAUGUAUCACUUGGAUGCGCCGUCUCUGCAGCAUUUGGAAGAGGCGGCGGCGGCGGCGACCCGCGCGCUGGAGGCUCUCUUGGUCGGCGUAGCCGGGGGUGACGGUGGUGAUGGCGGCGGCGGUGGUGGCCGCGCACCAGCGGCGUGCGCCUUGGCGGGUAGGCUGCCGCUUCCCGCGACCGUGGGAGUUGGGUCGCUGCUGAUACCGGUUGCGAGGGGAGGUUGCUCAGGGGGGGAGGGGGGGAUGGUGAAGGCUAUCGCGGAAGGGCGGGAUACGUUUCGGGGUCUCGUGGUUGCCGCUGCGGCGCUGGGAGUGGCGGUGCCGUGCUCCCCGGAGGGUGCAGCUGGUGGCGCCACUGUGCGGAGGGGUCCUUCCAGCACCCCACUUGCAAGCUAACAAGCGAUUCUUUCCGCUACCUGGGCGAGAGAAUGGAACUAAGAUCUCUUCCGCCUGCCAAGAAUCGGAGGAACGCCUUCUUCGAAUUCGCCCAGAAAAUAAAAUGCUUUGUAUAGAUGCUGGGCUUGUGCUUUGUUGUUGUCGUACACCGCUCCUUCUUCUCCUCACCCUCUUCCGUGUAGUUGUUCCUUUUCGUCCCGCUUGCACGAUCGCCCCGCUUCCCUCCAGACCAACCGACAAUGGAUAGCAACCGAACCUCACAACAGCAACAACACAGCAUCAUCAUCAUCACCAG